AUGGCACCCACCACUAUGAAAGCAGUCAUACUCAAAGGAAAGCUAAAAGUCGAGUUAGAACAGCGACCAAUCCCUCAAAUCCAGGUUUCAACCGAUGUCAUUGUCAAAGUCCGCUACACCGCGUUAUGUGGAAGUGAGUUACAUGUCUUUCGAGGACAUCAAGAAUCGCCAACAGAGUUCAUAAUGGGACAUGAAUUCACCGGCGAAGUAGUCGAACUCGGAUCCGGGGUCACGACUGUUGCUGUUGGCGAUCAUGUCGUCGCACCCUUCACAAUUACCUGUGGAAAAUGUUUUUUCUGUCAACAUGGGUUCUCAUCCCGUUGCUCUCAGAGUAAACUCUUCGGUACAGCAGCGCUGGACGGCGCUCAGGCAGAAUACGUCCGAGUUCCAUUGGCAGACUCCACACUUGUCAAAGCACCUCCAGUCAUUAAUGAAAAGAAACUGGUCCUCAUGGCCGAUAUACUACCGACCGGAUAUUUUGCAGCAUCUAAUGCGUUCACUGGUCUAUCGAAGCAGGUCACUAGUGAAAGCGUGGUUGUCCUUUUCGGACUUGGUCCGGUCGGUCUCUGUGCUUUGGUCAGUGCCUUGGCAUAUAAACCAAGACACUUGAUCGCUGUCGACAGUGUUCAGGACAGAUUGGACCUAGCCGGCCGACUAGGAGCUGAGUCUUGGAACUUCCAAACACAAAAGAACGAGCUGUUCGCAAGAGUGAAGGAGUUGACCGAAGGCAGAGGUGCAGACGUUGUCAUUGAAGUUGUGGGCCACAGCUCUGCUUUGGAAAUGGGCUUCGAGUUAUUAAGACCUUGGGGUACGAUAUCGAGUGUCGGAGUGCAUAACGGGCCAAUUCCCUGGAGCGGAAAUCAGGCUUAUGGCAAGAAUCUGAGGAUCCAAAUGGGCAGAUGUCCGGUCAGAAGUAUCUUUGAAGACGCCCUGAAACUUUUGGCAGAGAAGCAGGAUAGAUUUGACUUCAUGACUGGCGAUAUCAGACCGCUUUCUGAAGCUGUUAAAGCGUACGAUGAUUUUAAUGAGAUGAGAACACAGAAAGUCAUCUUCGAUGCAACGAAGUAA
Messenger RNA from Exophiala bonariae, 1068 nucleotides. RefSeq lists its product as uncharacterized. The coding region runs from base 1 to 1068 and encodes 355 amino acids. The transcript is spliced from 5 exons. The record is from RefSeq and is a predicted model, not a curated record. Gene Ontology annotation, molecular function: zinc ion binding; oxidoreductase activity. NCBI's taxonomy places the organism in Eukaryota, Fungi, Ascomycota, Eurotiomycetes, Chaetothyriales, Herpotrichiellaceae.